Messenger RNA from Cladocopium goreaui, 734 nucleotides. The record is from the annotation of a GenBank genome assembly. Lineage: Eukaryota; Dinophyceae; Suessiales; Symbiodiniaceae.
AUCAAAGUUCACAACCCGUCGGGACGUCGGGAAAAAAGGACCCGGCGGCCGAGCCACAACGAUGCUCCAAAGAUGACUUUACGGGCUUCAAUGCUUUCGGCAACACGCAGAUGUAUUUGACUCCUUUCAUGUACGACCCGUCUGCACCACAUGGAGAGGAGGUGGAUGAUUUGGGCGACUUUCCUCCGGGAGCUUUGGCCCUGAUGUAUGAUCCACCCAUUGAUGAUGACUUAGACAGCCCCUCCGACUGGACCAAUGAGUCAGAGUGGACCUUUUCAGCGCCUUCAGGAUCCAGGCCAGCAUUGCAGAGGAUCGAUGUCGACAACCUGGAGCAAACCAUGGGCAUGACCGUGCCGCGGAGCCAAGGUGCUCUACCCGGACGGGCAUUGUCUGCAACUCCGAAUGGUUUGGGAGCACAUGGCUUGCCAAGCACCAGCUUCGGGCCCACAAGCCGCCCCGAGAUACUGAAACCAUUGGUGGUGGAUGCAGGUGCAUCGGCCAAAACGAAUCGGCGGGUUUCACUGGGCGAUGAUGAGCAACCCAGGACCUUCUCUCGUUCGGUCAGAGAAGCUCAAACGUGUACCUCUGAGGUUGGGGCUGCAUCCAUCGCAGCCAUCCUGGAAUGUGUUGAACAAGCGCAGGACGUGCCGCAUCAACAGCGUCCCAACUCGGAGAAAUGGUCGGAGCGCUUAAGGACCUUUGAGCCGACUUCCAGGUCAGAACUGCUUGGAUGA